AUGGAUAUGCACUGCAAAGCAGACCCCUUCUCCGCGAUGCACCCAGGGCACGGGGGUGUGAACCAGCUCGGGGGGGUGUUUGUGAACGGCCGGCCCCUACCCGACGUGGUGAGGCAGCGCAUCGUGGAGCUGGCCCACCAGGGUGUGCGGCCCUGUGACAUCUCUCGGCAGCUGCGGGUCAGCCACGGCUGUGUCAGCAAAAUCCUGGGCAGGUAUUACGAAACCGGCAGCAUCAAGCCCGGAGUGAUCGGCGGCUCCAAGCCCAAAGUGGCAACGCCCAAAGUGGUGGACAAGAUUGCUGAGUACAAACGACAGAACCCGACUAUGUUCGCCUGGGAGAUUCGCGACAGGCUCUUGGCCGAGGGCAUCUGCGACAACGACACGGUGCCUAGCGUCUCUUCCAUCAACAGGAUCAUCCGGACCAAAGUUCAGCAGCCUUUCCACCCAACACCAGAUGGGGCUGGGACAGGAGUGACUGCCCCCGGCCACACCAUCGUUCCCAGCACAGCCUCCCCCCCUGUGUCCAGCGCCUCCAAUGACCCAGUGGGAUCCUACUCCAUCAAUGGGAUCCUGGGGAUUCCUCGCUCCAACGGUGAGAAGAGGAAACGUGAUGAAGAUGUGUCCGAGGGCUCAGUCCCCAAUGGAGACUCCCAGAGUGGCGUGGACAGUUUGCGGAAGCACUUGCGAGCUGAUACCUUCACUCAGCAGCAGCUGGAAGCUUUGGAUCGGGUUUUUGAGCGUCCUUCUUACCCUGACGUCUUUCAGGCAUCAGAGCACAUCAAAUCAGAACAGGGGAACGAGUACUCCCUCCCAGCCCUGACCCCUGGGCUUGAUGAAGUCAAGUCAAGUCUAUCUGCAUCCACCAACCCCGAGCUGGGCAGCAACGUGUCAGGCACACAGACAUACCCUGUUGUGACCGGUCGUGACAUGGCGAGCACCACUCUGCCUGGUUACCCCCCUCACGUGCCCCCCACUGGCCAGGGAAGCUACCCCACCUCCACCCUGGCAGGAAUGGUGCCUGGAAGCGAGUUCUCCGGCAACCCGUACAGCCACCCCCAGUACACCGCCUACAACGAGGCUUGGAGAUUCAGCAACCCCGCCUUACUAAGUUCCCCUUAUUAUUAUAGUGCCGCCCCCCGGGGCUCCGCCCCUGCCGCUGCUGCCGCUGCCUAUGACCGCCACUAGUUACCGCGGGGACCACAUCAAGCUUCAGGCCGACAGCUUCGGCCUCCACAUCGUCCCCGUCUGACCGCCCACCCCGGAGGGAGGGAGGACCGACGCGACGCGAUGCCUCCUGGCCACCGCCCCAGCCCCACACUCAUCCCAGGACCCCCGCAGCCCUUCACGUCACCCCGUCAAAGCCCCGACAGGACGGGUGGAGCCGCGGGCGGGACCCU
Messenger RNA from Galeopterus variegatus (Sunda flying lemur), 1397 nucleotides. It is a transcript of the gene PAX2, whose product is annotated as paired box 2. Gene Ontology annotation, molecular function: DNA-binding transcription factor activity, RNA polymerase II-specific; RNA polymerase II cis-regulatory region sequence-specific DNA binding. Bases 1 to 1185 code for a protein of 394 amino acids. The record is from RefSeq and is a predicted model, not a curated record. Gene Ontology annotation, biological process: anatomical structure development; regulation of transcription by RNA polymerase II. The transcript has 10 exons. NCBI's taxonomy places the organism in Eukaryota, Metazoa, Chordata, Mammalia, Dermoptera, Cynocephalidae.